Molecule: messenger RNA, 1844 nt
Organism: Caenorhabditis angaria
Lineage: Eukaryota; Metazoa; Nematoda; Chromadorea; Rhabditida; Rhabditidae
Source: the annotation of a GenBank genome assembly
AUGCUAUUCACUUCAUCGCUUCGAAAAGCAGUGGAUAUGUAUCCGCCUGUUUCAUCCGAAGAGGCUCAUCGACAACUUCUUGAGAAACGUCGGAAACAAAUGAUCCGAAGACACACUUGUUCGACUUUGAUUAAACAAGAAGUUGUUCAGCCGAAAAAUAGUCAAUGUUUGGGAAUUUUGGAGGAGACAAAUGAAACGGAGAUUUGUCAGACGAGUAGAUCGAAACAUCAUACUUUGGAAAUGGUAAAAUUAUGAUUGACUUUUGGUUUAUAGAUUGAUUUAUUUCCCAGAAAUGGGCUAGUUUUCCUGAUUUUCAUAGAGAAAUACAACUUGUCGAAAAAUUAGAUUUUGGAUACAAUUUUUUACAAAAUGUUGUAGUCACAAAUAUGCUAUUAUCAAAAUAAAAAAAUUUGGCAAAAAAACGGAGCCCAGAAAUUCAAAUGACAAGUACGGUGUUUCUUUCAGUCGCUGCGAGACCCAUAUGUGCGUCUUUGACUUUGUUUCUCUGCCCAACGGUGUGGUCUCGAAACGGUGUUAGUGACGCAGAGGAAUACCGUACUUGGGGAAAUUGGGAUUUGAAUUUCUGGCUUCUCUUUUUUUGCCAAAUUUUUUUACUUUGAUAAUAUUGGGUCUCCCAAAAAUGCACAUUUACAGUACGCUAAAAUUUUGUUCCUAAAUUCAAGGGUUUUUGAGCUUUUGGUUCAAAAAGCGGUUUAAAUGUAUUCUGGACCUCAGCCAGAAUUCGAAAGUUUUGAAAAUUUCUUCUCUUGUCGGCAUUUUUUCCUAUUUACUUCUGAAAAAAUCGCCAAUGUUUUCUUGCGAAAUCAAAAAAAACCAUCAGUUUUUAUUUUGCUGUAACACAAAACAAAACCAAAAAUCGAUUUGACCAGCUCGAUUUCAGUCAUCAUUCCCUUAUCAUUUUAUUAUAUUCCCCCCGAAAUCUCCCCCCGAAAAAAUGUCGAUUUCUUAUAAUUCUUUUUGGAAAAAAACCUCGACCCCCUGGGCUACUGAAACCAAUUCAAAUAGAAGAAGUUGUGUGAGUUGGGACUAGAGAAAAUGCUAUGUUUUUAAGUUUUAAAAAAAAGUUUUUUUUAUUUCAGCCAAUGGCUCCACCAGCACCUCCACCAUCCUCAUUUCUUCCUCCUCCACAAUCAAAUCACUCAUCGCGAUUGGACGAUUGGGGAGAGUCGAAUUUUGCGCCACCACCAGCUGCUCCGAUUUUACAAGGUAUUUUUAGGGGAAUAUAAUUGGUUGGGAUAAUUUUGAAGGUGAAAAUUCAGAACCAGAAUGUUCAGAUCUAUAAAAUAAUUUGAAAAAUGGAAAUUUCUGUUCCAAUUUUUUUAAGGCUUCAAAACAUUUUUUUGCCAUUUUAAGAAUCGUUUCGAGACCCACCAAUUUUUUUUUUAAAUUUUCAGCCGUCUCCCAAUAAAAAUUAAAUUUCCAGGUGCUUCUGGAGGAAAUCAAACAGCCUACUCUUCUGGCCAAAACAAUGAUGAUUUUGAUGAUGAAUGGACAGAUGAAGAUGAAGAGCAAAAUGUAAGAAUUCCCAUAUUUUGUUGCGCUUUUUGCCCUAGUAGUGAUCCUAAAUUUUUGCCUUUUCUUUUAUCCCUUCUUUCUUUUUGAGAAGGGUCUUCUUCUCUUUAUGCGGUUUCCUGUCAAGUUUGUGACCGAAAAUGGCAACUUUUUUUUUUUGUUUUUUUUUCGGAGUUUUUUGUUUUGUUUUUUUUUUUUUUGAUUUAUUUAUUGGGAGGCAUUGAUUUUAGGGGAGAUUUGAGCAAAUUCUUGAGGAAUUUGGAACUAUUCAGAAAAAAAUGACAAGAAAUCAUACUGAAUUCAGAACCUGA